GCUGGUCUGCACCAAGACCACUUGGACACGUCUUCAUGAUGCAGGACUAGAAAGCCUUUUCUUCAAGUGGCUGCCAUGGAGUGCAGCGGAAAGGUGACAGCCCACCUUAUGAUGGCGGCGGGCACGGCUGUGAUUGGCUCCCUGCAGUUCGGCUACAACACAGGUGUCAUCAACGCUCCUCAACAUAUCAUCGAAGGCUUCUACAACGAGACGUGGAGCAGCAGGUUUGCCGAGCCCAUCCCCCAGAGCACCUUGACAGCUCUGUGGUCUCUCUCCGUGGCCAUCUUCUCUGUGGGCGGGAUGCUGGGUUCCUUCUCCGUGGGCCUUUUUGUCAACCGCUUGGGCCGGAGAAACUCCAUGCUGGUGGCCAACGUGCUCGCCCUCACCGCCGCUUUGCUCAUGAGCUUCUCCAAGAUGGCCGCCUCAUGGGAGCUGCUGAUCAUGGGACGCCUGACAGUGGGGGUCUACUCUGGCCUGUCCACCGGCUUGGUGCCCAUGUAUGUGGAGGAGAUCUCCCCGACCUCGCUGCGUGGAGCCAUGGGCACCUUGCAUCAGCUGGGCGUGGUCAUUGGCAUCCUCGUGGCUCAGGUUUUGGGGAUGGACUCCAUCUUGGGGAACUCCUCCCUGUGGCCCUUCUUGUUGGGGUUCACCCUCCUGCCGGCUGUUGUGCAAACCAUCCUGCUGCCCUUCUGCCCUGAGAGCCCGAGGUACCUUCUCAUCAACUGCAACCAGGAGAGCAAAGCCAACAGUGUUUUAGUGAAGUUGCGAGGAAGCGAUGACGUGAGCGAGGACAUGAUGGAGAUGAAGGAAGAGAGCCAGCUGAUGAUGACAGAAACCAAAGUGACCAUCGCACAACUUUUACGUUCUCCCGUCUAUCGCCAGCCCAUAAUAGUCGCUGUGAUGCUGCAGCUCUCUCAGCAGCUGUCUGGCAUCAACGCUGUCUUCUAUUAUUCCACUGGAAUCUUUGCCAGAGCGGGUGUGUCCCAGCCCGUCUACGCCACCAUCGGAGCAGGAGUCGUCAACACCGCAUUUACCCUUCUGUCUUUGUUUGUGGUGGAGCACACGGGCAGAAGACCGCUACACCUCACGGGUUUGAUGGGAAUGGCCGUUUGUGCGCUGGUUCUCACUCUGGCCAUGGCCUUGUUGGAUCAGCGCAGCUGGAUGUCCUACGUGAGCAUCGUGGCCAUCCUGGGCUUCGUAGCCUUCUUUGAAAUCGGCCCCGGGCCCAUCCCGUGGUUCAUCGUGGCAGAGCUCUUCAGUCAGGGGCCCCGGCCUGCCGCCAUCGCCAUCGCCGGCUUCUGCAACUGGUCGGCUAAUUUCUUAGUGGGCAUGAGCUUCCCGUACGUGGAGCAAGUGUGCGGUGCUUACGUCUUCAUCAUCUUCAGCGUCCUCCUGCUGGCCUUCUUCGUCUUCACUUACUUCAAAGUCCCCGAGACAAAAGGAAGAACCUUUGAGCAGAUUUCAGCAGGUUUCCUCCGCCAGUCGGCCGACAAAUACUCUCCUUCACAACACUUCAGCACGCUGAGGGGGGAAGGUCACGACCCUGACCUGUGAAAGAUGCCCUCACCUGACCUUUGGGGUCAUUGACUCCAAACUAUCAGAGUGAGACAAGAACAGGAAACAUACAUACAUGUCCUUUAACUGGCAAGAACAGGAAAC
This is a messenger RNA of Nerophis lumbriciformis (worm pipefish), 1659 nucleotides long. Its product is annotated as solute carrier family 2, facilitated glucose transporter member 1-like. Gene Ontology annotation, cellular component: basolateral plasma membrane; plasma membrane; apical plasma membrane. Lineage: Eukaryota; Metazoa; Chordata; Actinopteri; Syngnathiformes; Syngnathidae. The record is from RefSeq and is a predicted model, not a curated record. Gene Ontology annotation, biological process: response to insulin; dehydroascorbic acid transport. Gene Ontology annotation, molecular function: D-glucose transmembrane transporter activity.